Anguilla rostrata (American eel) is the source of this 2029-nucleotide messenger RNA. Its product is annotated as testicular acid phosphatase homolog. Bases 31 to 1266 code for a protein of 411 amino acids. Lineage: Eukaryota; Metazoa; Chordata; Actinopteri; Anguilliformes; Anguillidae. The record is from RefSeq and is a predicted model, not a curated record. Gene Ontology annotation, molecular function: receptor tyrosine kinase binding; acid phosphatase activity; protein tyrosine phosphatase activity. The transcript is spliced from 11 exons. Gene Ontology annotation, biological process: peptidyl-tyrosine dephosphorylation involved in inactivation of protein kinase activity; lysosome organization; regulation of neuronal synaptic plasticity. Gene Ontology annotation, cellular component: postsynaptic membrane; lysosome.
UCAGCUGUAACAGGACACAGGAAGAAUAAGAUGUUGGCAACACUGAAGUAUUUGGGAUUUCUUCUGAUCCUCUCUUGCUGUUCAUCAGAAGAGCCACGUAUCCUAAAAUUUGUUGUGGCUGUAUUUCGGCACGGCGAUCGGUCCCCCAUAGAGUCUUUUCCUAACGAUCCUCACAAAGAAGAAGUGUGGGCUCAAGGCUUUGGACAACUGACAGAGUUGGGGAUGAGACAGCAAUAUGAAUUAGGAAGAUUUCUGAAGAAACGCUAUGAAAAAUUCCUCAGUGCAGAUUACAACUGCAAAGAGGUGUACGUGCGCAGCACCGACUACGAUCGCACGCUUAUGAGCGCUGAAGCCAAUCUGGCGGGGCUGUUUCCCCCAAAUGUGCGCCCGCCUCCCAUCCAGCACCAACUGCUGUGGCGUCCGGUCCCAGUACACACUGUCCCCAGAUUCCAGGACAAGUUGCUGAAGACACCAUUUAAACACUGCCCCAAAUUCAGAGAUUUGAUGGCUGAGACCUUUCGCAGUGAAGACUACCAGAAAGUUCUCAAGACCUAUAAGGGAUUCAUUCAAGAAUUGUCAAACCACACUGGCUACCCAGUGGACAGACUGGCAGUGCGGAAAGUGUGGAGGGUCUAUGACACCCUCUACUGUCAGAGAAUUCACAACUUGACGAUCCCAUCCUGGGCAACCCAGGAAGUGUUUAAUACUCUGGAGGAAAUUGCAUCCUUUGAGGUUAUGUACAGCGUGUUCACUCACAAGCGCAAAGACAAGGCCAGAUUGGCAGGAGGGGUGUUGCUGAAUGCCAUCCUGGGGAACUUCACAAGUGCUGUGCAGAAGGAGAGUCCACUCAAACUGAUCAUGUACUCAGCCCAUGACUCCACGCUUAUCACUCUCCAGGCCGCCCUAGAUGUAUACAAUGGCCGAUUACCCCCUUACGCUUCCUGCCAACUCUUUGAGUUUUACCAGGAGAAAGACGGGUCAUAUUCGGUUGGGUUAUUUUACCGAAACGACUCAACCCAUGACCCCUAUCCUACCCCUGUGCCUGGCUGCACUGCCAACCCAUGCCCUUUAACCGUCUUCAUUGAGGCUGUGAAAGAUGUCAUCACACAGGACUGGGAUGCAGAGUGUGGACUGAAACAGGCCGGGUCAGAAUCCAGUGUGGUUACAGCUCUUGCAGUGGCAGUGGCUGUCCUAGGUGUGGCACUGUUGGGAAGUAUAGUAGCCUUUAUUUACAGGAGAGGGAACUACCAUGCAGUGGACAAAUAGCCUCACAGAAACACUUUUUAUGUGGCUGCAAUGUUGUCGUGAAAAUACUGCUGUGAUUUUAUAACACUGUGAGAAGGCUGUGCUAGCUUGGUAAAGCGAAUGAAGUGGACAGUCCACAAUAACUGAGAUGGGAGAGAAUGAAGCAGGACGGGAGAGGGAUAUUAUUAUGCAGCAGUAAAAAGCAUAAAUCUGAGUCUAUGCAACCACACAACUGUGAUUUCUGGGUGUACCUGUAAUGCCUAUGUUUUAAUCUGCCUGGCUGUGGUAACACAGAAACAUUACUUGAUAUGAAUCUACCUGGUUUUCUUUGAAUAUUUAACUGACUACAGAAUUCAACUAAUUUGUUAUAAUUUUUUUCUAAUAGGGUAAUUUACAUGGCCAGAUUCCAAAUUUAAGUGGUAGAUAAAUUAGAUUUGAAUCUUUUUUUGUUUAAUAUGAAUAUGCAUACAUUUUGUUUUUAAUCAAUUUUUUGGAAUGAAUUAUGCUGUCUUUGUUCAUAUACAGUAACCUGCUCAUAUAACUGCUCAUUUGAGCAAUGACCUUUGUGAUGUAAUUGUGAAAAAUCUAUUGUAGUUUUUGGAUAAGUAACAUCAAUAACCACAAGACCUCAUCAAGCUAAUUUAUUCUCAAAUUAAAAAUGGAUAAAUCUUAAAAUUUUCUUUGUUUAAAGAUGACUGUGACGCCUUUAGUAAUGUAUACUUAUUGCAUAUUUCCUUUGAAUUCAUGAAUGUGUUUCAAAGUAGAAACAACAUUAAAAUUUUAA